GGGAGGGCAGCGUGCGGGGCUCCGGCCGCGGCGGGCGGGGGCGCCGUGUGAUGAGCAGCGAGCGGGGCCUAGCAGCUCAGCCAGCGUCCUGCCGGGGCCCGGGGAGCGGCCGCGCCCGGGUGACUGGCUGAGCGGGCGGCGCCCUGCGCCUGCGGGGCCGCGGCUCCGUCUGCAGGGGACCCGGGCCGGGCGGCGGCGGCCGGAAAGUUUGUUUGCGUGAGGGGGCGGCGGGCUGGGAUGCGGGGCCCGGCGCUGGCUUCUCCGCCGCUUGCCGCUGCGCCGCCGGGGCUGUAGGCGAGGCCGGGCGGGCGCUACCCCCCCACCCCCGCUCUCCUCCCUCCCCCCCCCGGUGCGCGGCCAUUGCAGCGCCGGCCGGCCGGCCGAGGAUGAUCACCAACACGCGGGGCUUCCUGUGGUCCGACCUGGAGACGCGGGCGCUGCUGGAGAUCUGGGGCGAGGCCGACGUGCAGUCGGCGCUGGACGGGAACUUUCGGAACAGCCAUGUGUACCGGGACGUGGCCUGCCGCCUGGCCGAGCUGGGCUUCGAGCGCACCCCGGAGCAGUGCCGCAUCCGCAUCAAGGGCCUCAAGCGCCAGUACUACCAGGCCCGGGACGGGCUGAAGAAGAACGGGCACGCCCGCAAGAUCUGCAAGUACUACGACGAGAUGGACCGGAUCCUCAGCUGCCGGGGCGGGCCGGACAGCGCGCCCGAGCUGCUGGCCCAGCCCGCCGACGGCGUCCAGCCCGCCGCCGGGCCGCCCACGCCGGGCACCCCCCACAACAGCCGCGAGCCCGACACCGAGCUCGACGAGGACGCCGAGCUCGAGUCCCCCCACGACCACUUCACCGAGGACUCGGGCGAGUGCUCGUCCUACGCCGAGCACCCCAUCAAGGUGGAGUGCCCCCCGUUCGCCAUCCCCGUGCCACCCGCCGAGGGUGAGUACCAGCGGCCGGGCCGGGGAGCCCCACCCCGUAUGCACGCUGGCUUUAAACAAAUCAAUGCUCAAACCAGUACACAACCACUCUCUCAACCCAAAAGAUCAAAAAAACGCCAUGCAAAUUUAACACUGGAUAAAAUGAUGGAAAAAUUCCUACAACAAAGUGUGGAUACAGAAGAGAAAUUUUACAAAUAUGAAGAGCAACGACUUAAAAUUGAGGACAAGCGCCGUGAAGCUGAGCAUGCUCGAGAACUCCAGAUGUUACAAAUGUUGGGACAGAUGUUGGCAGGAAUUUCUUCUACAGUAUCACAAAGGUCACAGUCUAUACCAACUAGUCCACCUCAGAGAGCAAAUCACCGAUCAUAUGGCGAUAACUUUAAUUAUAAUGCUAUGACAGCAGCACUUUCUCCACCAAUAGUUAUCGAGAGAGCCUUUUCACUACACAAAACACAUUCUAUAAAGGAUAUGGAGAAUAUUUUUCAGUUGGUGCGCAAUGUUAUUCCUCCUCUAACAGCAAAGAAGCAUAAAGGUCAAGAUGGACGGAUAGGCAUCGUGGGAGGAUGUCAAGAGUACACUGGGGCACCAUAUUUUGCUGCAAUUUCAGCUCUAAAAGUGGGUGCAGACUUAUCCCACGUAUUUUGUACCAAAGAUGCAGCAGCUGUAAUAAAGUCAUAUAGUCCAGAGCUGAUUGUUCAUCCAGUGCUUGACCGUCCUAAUGCUGUUCAUGAAGUGGAAAAGUGGUUGCCGCGACUGCAUUCAAUUGUCAUAGGACCUGGUUUAGGUAGAGAUGACGUACUACUUGAGAACGCUAAGGGUAUUAUAGAAAAAGCCAAGGUCAAAGGAAUUCCUAUUGUCAUUGAUGCUGAUGGAUUGUGGCUCAUUUCCCAACAACCCUCUCUUAUUCAAGGUUACCAGCGAGCCAUUCUUACUCCAAACUAUAUGGAGUUUAGCAGACUUUAUGAAGCUAUGCUUAGAGAUCCUGUGGAUAGCAAUGAUCACCAUGGAUGUGUGUUACGGCUCAGUCAAGCCAUGGGGAAUUUGACAAUUGUUCAGAAAGGAGAACGAGAUCUUAUUUCAGAUGGAGAAAAAGCCUGGUCUACAGUUGUUGACUUCCUGCUCUACAAAGAUGUGCCCCACCAUUCUGUUGUACUUGUAUGCAGUCAUGAAGGAAGCAGCCGAAGAUGUGGCGGACAAGGGGACCUUCUUUCAGGUUCGCUUGGAGUCUUGGCACACUGGGCAUUUCUUGCUGGACCAGAAAAAACGAAUGGUCAAAAUCCUUUUCUAGUGGCUGCAUUUGGAGCUUGUUCUCUUACAAGGCAAUGUAACAACCAAGCCUUUCAAAAAUGUGGACGUUCAAUGACUACAUCUGAUAUGAUUUCAGAAGUUGGAACAGCUUUUAACAAACUUUUUGAAACCUGAAGCCAAAGCACCAGAGUGGAAGGAAACGAAGAACAUUGACUACAACAGUAAUUACAUUUACAGUAGAAUAUACAUAAGUAAUGCACCCUUUCAAGUGCUGUAGCAGCAUUGGUAUGCUAGGUAGAUUUUUUUUUUAAAUAGAAAAAAUGAUUAAUGUAGAUAGUUUUUUAAGAGUUUGGAAUACAAAAAAUGUUUUGGCUGAAAUAUGCUGUAGUUGCAGAUCUGUUAUAUAAUAUAAUAAAACUAAAGUGAAAGUA
Chelonia mydas (Green sea turtle) is the source of this 2614-nucleotide messenger RNA. It is a transcript of the gene NAXD, whose product is annotated as NAD(P)HX dehydratase. Gene Ontology annotation, molecular function: ATP-dependent NAD(P)H-hydrate dehydratase activity. Gene Ontology annotation, biological process: metabolite repair. Bases 387 to 2357 code for a protein of 656 amino acids. NCBI's taxonomy places the organism in Eukaryota, Metazoa, Chordata, Testudines, Cheloniidae. The record is from RefSeq and is a predicted model, not a curated record. The transcript has 12 exons.